Molecule: messenger RNA, 5714 nt
Organism: Bactrocera tryoni
Lineage: Eukaryota; Metazoa; Arthropoda; Insecta; Diptera; Tephritidae
Gene: Gyf
Product: GIGYF family protein CG11148
Exons: 8
Coding region: 219-5540 (1773 amino acids)
Molecular function (GO): protein binding
Source: RefSeq, a predicted model, not a curated record
ACUUUCUUCGGCCUUUUGGCUUAUAGAAUUCGUUCGUUCGUUUAAACUACGGAGAGUACACGUCGUGUGCGAUUUAUUGCAAAAAAACUAAAAACGUGAAAAUUCCCUUGGAUUUAUAAAACAAACAGUGUGUGCCGUAAUUGUCCAGAAGCUUUAACCAUAUACCUGCUGUUUUACACAAAUAAUAUUAACGAAUAUUAAUUUCCACUUCUGCAAAAAUGACAGACUCAAUGAAAUUUGGUCCUGAAUGGCUUCGUAACAUGUCUGCGGAUAACACAAGUUCUAGUCUAUUGUCUAGUGGAAGCACUGCUGGUGGAGGUACCGUGAUGUCCACUUCAUCCAAUUCAAACAACGGUGGUAAUGGAAGUGGUCAUCAAUCAUUUGAAAUAACUUCAAGUGUGUCAUCACCAGUAAUUAGUCAAUUUUCUUAUGCUUUAGCUCCUCGAAAUACAUUUCCAGAAUUCCGUUAUGGCCGUGAAGAAAUGCUGUCAUUAUUCGAUAAAAACUAUAACAUGCCUGAAAUACUACCAACGUUUAAGAAAAUAUUUGUUGAAAAGGUGCAGUUACCACUAGCUCUUAUACCAAGUACAGAUGAGGAACUGCUGCCACAGGUUCCACCGGUUACAGCACAACGAGCUUCAUGGAUGCAACGAUCACCAGUUGGUUUCAAUACCUCUACAAGAAGCGGGGGAAGAGGGGGUUCUGUAGACCGUGGUCGGAUGCGAGGUAAGCCAAAUUAUCAUCAAUUAUACCAACGACCAAUACCUAUGUUUGGCGAAGAUGAUCCACGAUCAAUAACAGCGAAGACUGAACGCGGGUGGCCGGAACGGAAUGGGGGAGGCGAUUCUUUAAGCACAGGGGGCGGCAAUAUGUGUGGCAUCAGCUCAAGUUCAGAUUGGAGUGGUACUCCAAUUUCAAGUCCGCGAAAAGAAUUUUCUAGCCACCCAAGGAACUUGGAAAAUUGGCGUCGUAAUCGCAACGAGGAUGGUUCGGGCGAUGCUCCUAGCAGUGGGUUGGGCAGUACUGAAGGUUGGCGCGGUAAUAGUGGCACAGGCGGUAAUUUCGCAGUAACUCAUCGUUGGGGGCGUUCGGCAAGCUGGCGUGACGAAGAUAUGGCAUCGGCUAAUAUUGAUAUGGGGUAUAGCGGAAGUGGACAUAAUUUGACGAUGCAACGUUCCUACUCUACCAUAACUACUGUGAACGAACGUGGAGGCUAUAAUAGCAGUUCAGCAAAAUCACUACAGAAUUCGUCAAACGGUUUUAGCACCAACCAAGCUUCCGGUCGAACUUUCAACAUCUUAUCUGGUUUAAAUACACCGAUAACACGCUCUUCUCAAUGGAAUAAUCAUAGUGCAAGUAUAGGUAACUCUUCAAGUGGAGAGGGAGAAGACAAUUUGCCGGAAUGGGCUAUGGAAAACCCAUUGGAGGGCGGUGGAACAUUUGAUUCAAGUGGAGCAUUUCACGGUUCUGUGGACGAUACUGAAAAUGAAAGUAAUGAGAAACAAAGCCGAAAAAAAAGUGAUUCCAGUAGUGAAAGCUCUGCACGUAAUAAUGAAGGGAGUAGCGUGAGAGACAGCAAAUCUUUGGAGACUCCAACAGGGAGAACAACAGCAUCUCUUGAAAACAAAAGCAAUAUGUCUGACACUUCUGAACACUCACCUCCAUGUACACCUGUAGAAAGUUUAAUAGCACUGCCUAGUGAAAAAUCGUCACAACCAAAAUCGGAGACUAUUGCACAAAAACCAAAAACGACAAAACAUUUUUCACCCAAAACCCAACAAAAUUCGGACAUGCGUAGUAGAGAUGUAACACCUACAACAGUUACAUCUUCAAAUUUGUCUUUCUACAGCACUGACAAUGCGGCUAAUAAAAUAAGUACUACUUCUGGCGGUAGUGCCAGUGUUCAUCGUGAUCUGUCAGAUCGUAUGAGGGAGGUUACUGAUAAUAUGAUUGAAAAGUUGAUUAUGGAAGAUGAUACCAUCGGCAUUAGUGAUAAUAAUAACCGAAAUGAAAUCAAACAGGAUGUUCCACCCUUACCAGUGCAGGUCACCGUAGCACCUCUCACCCCUGCAGCUAAUAACUUAUGUGCUCCUAAUGUUUUUACAACAGUAGCUGCCAUGCUUAAGCAACCGCCGCAACAACCGAACGAAGGUCCAGUGUCUAUUUCUCCGACUUUAGCACCAGUCCUCAUGGAUGGUCUUCACAAGGGCAUACAACUUUUCGGUGGAGGAAUAGUAGUGGAUCAUGCUACAAUGCAGCACCACCACAUGCAGCAGCAGCAGCAACUGGCAGCUGCUGCAAAAGCAAAUAUUUCGGCAGUUGGUCAUUCUUCUCAUGGUAUAAAUUCUACAACGUUAACAGCAGGACCAUCUGACCUUUGGUAUUAUAGAGAUCCUCAAUCAAAAGUUCAAGGUCCAUUCACAGCGAUCGAAAUGACGGAAUGGUAUCGAGCUGGCUACUUUAAUGAGAAUUUGUUUGUACGCCGAUUUUGUGAUACGCAUUUUCGUUCUUUGGGGGAGUUGAUAAAGAUUUGCAAUGACAAUAUGCCUUUUACUCACAGCCAUCUAAUACCAGAUGUAGAUAAUAUGCAUUUAGCUAAUCCUCCUGUAGUAGGGCAAGACCAAAAGCCCCAAACAUCUGGAGAUUAUAAUCUAAAGCAACAGACUCAUCAGCAAACUGAACGACAUCAACAACAACGUGAUCAAAUUAAAAGCAAUUUGAGUCCUUCAGCUGAUUUUUUAAGCGGCAAUGUUAAAAAUCUUAUACCUGUUGACGUUUCCAAUAUGUACUUCCAGAUGUUACGUCACCAAGAGAUAUUGAUAUUUAAUGAAUUAUCGGAAAAUGAAUGUUUCCAACAACUUACACCUUCAGAAAAAGAUGCCGUGGUACGACAAAAACUGCAACUGUUUGUAGAAUAUUUGCCUAAUAGGUCUGGUUUAAGUAAUUCAUUAGCGGCAAUAAAUCAUUCGGGGACGACAAACCAAUUGUAUGACAUAAUGGAUGGUGCCAAAAAAGACGUAGUGUUUAGUGGCACUGUUACCGCAGGAUAUUCAAAUCUUCCACAGCAGCCGCCACCGAACACAUUUUUGGAACAUGAUGAUUUUCUUCUGAAUAGACAACAGCGCCCACAACCUAUUCAAACUGUAUUUAAUAAUGAUCCAUUUGCUAAUAUGUUGCCAAGUGUCGUGGAAAAUAGUAGUUCCGUGAAACUAAAUCGUGUAAUUGAGGACCAGGCGGGAAAUGAGUUACUUAAUAAUUUUAAUAUGAGAAUGUUUUUACCUUCAAGUAAUGGUGAUCAUCCUAUACUUUCAAAUCCAAAACCUCAAGAGUUUAUUGAUGCUAAUAAUGCUGAUUUUCUGAAUGAAGCACAAUUGUUAGUUGCCAGAAAUUCUUUGGGUCAAAAUAAUUCUCUCGCCCAUUCAUGGCUACCACCGAUAGCUAAUCGAGCUCCACAUCAAUCUUCCAAUGAAUGGCAAAAUAAUUUAUUGGUGGGAAUACCUAUGACAGUUACGUCGGGUUGUAACACUAACACCGCCAAUGCAAAUAAUAUGACACAAGAAAUUCAGCAACAGGCGGAACAACGUCCGAAAAAAAUAAUUCCGGUAUCUAUGUGGGAUUUGUCCACUUUGGCGCACACUCAAGGCGAUCAGAUAAAAACAGAGCAGCAAGUGAAAUGCGAACCCCCAAACUAUGAAAAUCAUAAAUCUUCAAAUGUACUACCUACGCUUCCUAGGCAAGAUCAUGCCAGCGCAAAUGAUGGUCAGCCCAAUAAGUCCUCUACUAGUCUUGAUAAACAUACUGAUACACCAACAGAAAUUCACCAGCAAAACUCACCAACACUGACACUGCCAACAGCAUCAUCUGUGACAAAACUGCCAAAAGAUGAAACUGUUGGUAAACACCAUAAUAUUAGUACAAAACGUGCGAUCAAGCAACAGCUUGUAACCAGUAAGAACUCAAAGGUGUCUGAGGAUAGUGCUUGUAGCAAAAAAAAUGAAGAGGAUCGGCGUCGAGAUCAAACUGAAGAUAAGCGUCGGCAGAAGGAGGAAAAGAAACGCCAGCAAGCAGAUGAGGAAAAACGCCGCCAACAACAAUUAGAUGAUGAAAAGCGUCGACAAAUGCUUGAAGAAAAAGAACGGCAGCAGCAGAUCCAAGCACAACGGCGACAAGCAAUGCUAGGAAAUAACGCCAAUGUAAAUAAUUCUUCUGGUUUAGCUGAAUCUGGGAAUUCAAGUUCUAAACUUCCUAAAGAAAAUCAGCGUAUACAAUCAUCGGUUGCACCAUGGUCCGCUCAAAGCAAUGCAGCAUCUUUAAAAGAUGGGCCAUGUCUAGCUGAAAUACAAAAAGCUGAAAGACGGGAACGCCAAAUGGAACAGCGUCAAAUGGAAAUGUUUCUCAAACGAGUUCGUGCUAGUGCCACCGCUGCUGUUGAAGCAUUUGAUUCUAUGUUAAAAUGGAACGCACCUGUAAGGGACGUCCCCGUUAAAAGUUUUGCCGAAAUACAAGCAGAAGAAGCUAAGCGAUUAGCCAACGAACAGACUAUGAUGCAGCGUCGCAAAGAACAAGAACAGCAGCAAGCGACGGUUGCCAUGAGUGCAACAAGUAAUGCGGGUGGAGGUCCCAAUAAUAUUUCGGCUAUAUGGUCAAGCACAAAAGUUUGGGGUUCAACAAGCACAACUGGUUUCUGGGAAGAACCUGUCAAAUUUAGUGCUGCGGUUGCUGCUAAUAACAAUUCUAGUAGAGGGAUUCCCUAUAGUUCUAAACAAUCUUCAACCGGACAACAAAAAGUGUCACCAUCUGGUUCUGCCUGUAACACAACCGUUGCUGUUAGUGGGCCAAUUGCAAACCAACAACAAAAUACCUUACGUAACUUACGUAAAAGUCAAACUGUGUCCAUUAUGCAAAGUGCUGGAACCCAAAAUGAUAAAAGUUCUAAGAACAAUAACCAACAACCAAGUAACAAUGCAGGAAAACCAGGCCCAACUAAUAAAACUCAAUCACAAAAAGCUAGUGGAAAUAAUGCUGAUGGUGGUAGUGGGGCUGAUAAAAGAGCCUUUAAUAAAAAUUCAUCGAACAAUGGGUCUAGCCGUGUCACCGCCCCUAACAAUAAACGAGAUGACUAUGAGACCGAGUUUAUUGCCUGGUGUACAAAAAGUCUGAACAACAUGAAUACAAAACUGGAUGUGCCUACUUUUGUAACAUUUUUACGAGACUUGGAAUCACCAUAUGAAGUUAGAGACUAUAUACGAAUGUAUUUAGGUGAAAAUAAAGAGUCUACCGACUUUGGGAAGCAGUUUCUCGAACGCCGGAGCAAAUAUAAAAAUUUGCAACGUGCACAAAACGCUCAUAAUGAUGACAUGUGUAAGCCAGCACCUGCCAUAACACCAUCUGGCAAUGAUACUUCCGACAAUAAGGGAAAACAAAAGAAAGUCAAGAAGAAUAAAAUGACUAAACUGGAUGCGCGCAUUUUGGGCUUUUCCGUUACUGCUGCAGAAGGUCGCACGAAUGUUGGAGAUAGAGUGUACGUAGAUGCGCCAUAAAUGUAGAGCCCGAAAAAAUUUUGAAACACUUCAAAACGCGCAAAGAAUUUAGCUCUUGGAGAUUUUACCCCGAACUGAAACACCAGCUGAGAAACAAGGGCUUAUAAUAUUUUAACGUAAUAGCUUUUAUGAAAUGAAACGAAUAACCACAUUUAUUUUGUUUCCAUUUACAAU